Amborella trichopoda is the source of this 1909-nucleotide messenger RNA. RefSeq names its product putative mitochondrial-processing peptidase subunit beta, mitochondrial. Lineage: Eukaryota; Viridiplantae; Streptophyta; Magnoliopsida; Amborellales; Amborellaceae. The record is from RefSeq and is a predicted model, not a curated record. Gene Ontology annotation, biological process: proteolysis. Gene Ontology annotation, molecular function: metal ion binding; metalloendopeptidase activity. Gene Ontology annotation, cellular component: mitochondrion.
CGCCCUCCCGCUCCCCUCCCGCCCCUCGCCCUUUAAACAGCCGCAGCAGAGGGGAGACAGGCCAUGGCCACCAUACUACGCCGCUCCAUUCUCCACCGCCACCCUUUCCACACACUCCCCUCGCUCUCUACCUCCUCGCCAGCCCCAGCCCCAGCCCCAGCCCCAACCCCAACCCCAACCCCAACUUCAACUCCAACUCCUUCUCCCUCCCGCUUCCUGCGCCACUGCAAGGACACACCCCCGGAAAGCAGCGACCACUUGCCCUUCCUCCGUUUCCCUCAAACCCGCAUCUCGACGAUUCGCAACAGCGGCCUCCGCGUCAUCACUCAGUCGUCGCUCUCGUCACGCACUGCCACUGUUGGAGUGUGGAUUGAUGCCGGCAGCCGCUAUGAGGCCCCAGGCACGAACGGCACUGCACACUUCCUGGAGCACAUGUUGUUCAAGGGGACAAGGAGGCGCACUGCCAGGGGGCUUGAGGAGGAGAUUGAGAAUAUGGGGGCGCGCCUCAAUGCCUACACUUCGAGAGAGCAGACCACGUUCUACGCCAAUGUGCUUGAGGCUGAUGUGAAUGCAGCGAUCGAUGUGCUCGCAGACAUCUUGCAGAAUUCGAGGUUCUCGGAGAAUGCCAUACUGCGGGAGCGUGCUGUUAUACUUAGGGAAAUGGAGGAGGUGCAUAGUCAAACUGAAGAACUCAUUUUUGAUCAUUUGCAUUCAGCGGCAUUCCAACAAAGUCCAUUAGGAAACACCAUUUUGGGCUUCCCCGAGAACAUCCGAACCAUAUCAAAAGUUGACCUGUUGGAGUACAUAACCACUCACUAUAGUGGUUCUAGAAUGGUCAUAUCUGCUGCUGGUGCAAUUAGACAUGAAGAUAUUGUGAAUCAAGUAAAGAGACUAUUCAAUCGCUUGAAUCCAGAUCCCACCACUGUGGCUCAGUUGGUUAGAAAAGACCCAUCUGUCUUCACUGCUGCAGAGACACGUGUGGUGAAUGAUGACAUGUCUAUUGCACAUUUUGCUGUGGCUUUCAAAGGGGCUUCAUGGACUGAUCCCUAUUCUAUUCCUUUAAUGGUAAUACAAAGUUUAUUGGGUUCAUGGAACAAAAGCGUUGGUGUUGGCAAUUGCUCUGGAUCUGAACUUGCUCGCAGAGUUGGGACACAUGACUUGGCUGAGAGUAUAAUGGCCUUUAAUACAAACUAUCAAGAUGUUGGGUUAUUUGGUAUCUAUGCUACUGCUAUGCCUGACCGGCUGGAUGAUUUGUCAAAUCUCAUGAUGCAAGAAUUUUGUAGAUUAGCAUACCGAGUUUCAGAGGACGAGCUGAUAAGAGCUCGAAAUCAGUUGAAGUCUGCCCUCAUGCUUCAUAUUGAUGGUUCCAGCUCAAUUGCAGAAAACAACGGACGCCAGUUGUUGACAUAUGGUAGGAUCGUACCAUUUGUGGAGCUGUUUGCACGGAUAGAUGCAGUAGAUGCAGAUGCAGUUAAGCAGGCGGCACAUGACUUUAUAAUUGACAAGGAUGUUGCCAUUGCUGCAUUGGGACCGAUUCAACGGUUGCCUAGUUACAACCGGUUUCGUUCUCAGACCUGCACCUUAUGAUAAUGUGUGAGACCUCCCUCCAUGAGUGGGAAUGCCAGAAUGUACGGAAGAUGCGCAUGUUAUGGCAGCCUUCAUGUAUGAAAGGUCCAUUUAAGUUGUGAGAAUGUGUUACUAUUUCCUUAAAUUAUUCUCGGCCAUAUUGAGUGCAUGGCCAUGCAAUUUUAUGCUCGAUUUGUACAAUAUGGAUAAGAGUAACUUAAACCCCUUAAGGUAGGGGUACAUAUGUUUUGUAGCUGAGUUUCUUCAUAACAGUAAAAUGAAUCUCACGAAUGCUAUAUGCCUUCAUGUUUGAUUCAAAUAAUGUUCUCACAUUAUCUGUUAA